Molecule: messenger RNA, 1212 nt
Organism: Ochotona princeps (American pika)
Lineage: Eukaryota; Metazoa; Chordata; Mammalia; Lagomorpha; Ochotonidae
Gene: EXOG
Product: exo/endonuclease G
Exons: 6
Coding region: 31-1125 (364 amino acids)
Biological process (GO): apoptotic DNA fragmentation
Cellular component (GO): mitochondrial inner membrane; nucleus
Molecular function (GO): nucleic acid binding; RNA endonuclease activity; single-stranded DNA endonuclease activity
Source: RefSeq, a predicted model, not a curated record
GCGGUGGGAAAGGGCAGGCGCUCGGGCAAGAUGGCUGCCAAGGCUUUUGCUUCCCGCCUCAGAGGUUCCCGGGUCUUCCUGAGGGGCUUCGUGGUGGGGGCUGCCGUGGGCGCCGCGGGCGGGGGGCUCACGGCCCUGCAGCUGUUCCGGAGUCAGGACGCCGAAGCCGCCUUGGCGGGGAGGGAGCCAGACGGAUCUCCAGAAAAGGCUGUCUUGGGCCAGUUUGGAUUCCCAGACGCUGGGACGGAGACCAGGUGUUACACUAAUCACGCCUUGUCCUACGAUCAAGCGAAGAGAGUGCCUAGAUGGGUUCUCGAACAUAUAUCCAGAAACAAGAUAAUAGGUGAUGCGGACAGAAAGCACUGUAAAUUCAGGCCUGACCCCAGCAUCCCUCCAGCCUUCGGGGCCUCCAACGAGGACUACAUCGGAAGUGGGUGGUCCCGAGGACACAUGGCGCCAGCAGGAAACAACAAGUUUUCCAGUAAAGCCAUGGCAGAAACCUUUUACCUCUCCAAUAUUGUACCUCAGGAUUUUGAUAACAAUUCUGGAUUUUGGAACAGAGUGGAAAUGUACUGUCGGGAACUGACAGAGAGGUUUGAAGAUGUUUGGAUAGUGUCUGGGCCUCUGACCUUGCCUCAGACCGGAAAUGAUGGCAAGAAAACUGUCAACUACCAGGUGAUCGGUCAGGACAACGUGGCAGUCCCUUCACACCUGUAUAAGGUGAUCCUGGCUCGCAGAAACCCAGGGUCUGCUGAGCCCCUAGCCCUGGGGGCCUUCGUGAUUCCCAACGAGGCCAUUGGCUUUCAGCCCCAGCUGGCGGAGUUCCAGGUGAGCCUGCAGGAGCUGGAGAGGUUGUCGGGAUUGGUGUUUUUCCCACAUCUGGAUAGGGCUGGUGACAUUAGGAACAUCUGCUCCGUGGACACGUGUAAGCUGCUGGAUUUCCGGGAGUUCACCCUGUACCUGAACACAAGGAGGAUUGAGGGUGCCCGAUCGGUGCCCCGGCUGGAGAAGAUUCUGGAACACCUGAAGAACGCCGGGGUUGAGCCUGAUGAAUACUUCCUGAGCCGCUAUAAGAAGAAGCUGGAGGAGCUCACGGCGCAGGAACAGGCCAGAACGCCUUCCUAGUUCCAAUCUCAGAACCUCGGACGGGGAGCAGGCACGCUGUGGGCGGCUGAUGCGCCUUGAUGGCUUCGAUGUAAAGAAAUGAUGGGC